AUGACCGUUCAAGAAAAGAGACCUAUUGAAGAAAAUGCUACUUCCGAGCAAAAAAGGCAAAAUACGGAUCCGUAUACUAAGGGUAUUGCUGCCAUCAAGCCGGAAUUUAUUGUAGCUAAGCCAGUACAAGCCACAAACGUGGUAGAGUACCAUGAUGAUGAAGCUGAGGGAGGAGACAGAAUGGCAGAAGGUGCAGCGGAUGGACAACAAAACAAGAAGGGCAAGAGAAAAAGAGGACAAAAUCACGGUCGUGAUCUAAAACAGAAGAAGGAUACUAUUAAACUAUGUCCCUCCAUUAUAGAUCCUGAUGAUUCCAAAUCGUGUUUUUUAGGUGAAGAAAAAUGUAAAUAUUCUCAUGAUUUGCAAUCCUACCUUGAAUCAAAACAGGAGGAUAUUGAUGGUGUUUGUCCCGUUUUCGAAGCAUUGGGUUAUUGUCCUGCAGGAAUGAAGUGCAGAUGGUUGAAAUCUCACUACGAUAAAGAAACUAACAAAUUGAUCAGAGAUUUAGCAAAGCUUGAUCUAGCAAGUAAGACAAACUUUGAAGUGAAUGCCAUUGAUAAAGAGGCCAAGUUUGCCUUGCAAAAGAAAAAGUAUGAAUUCAAGAUUGCCACUCCUGUGAUUAAUUUUUUGGAUUCCAAAAUUCAAAAUGAAACAAGGGAAGAACGCAAGGACAAUGAGGCUAGCUACGUUGAGCAACCUUUCAAGAUUUCUGAAAAGAAAAGAAUAAACCUCAACAGAGCAAAAAUUGUGUCGCCUUUGACUACGGUUGGCAAUUUGCCAUAUCGUCGUCUUAUGAAAACAUUGGGUGCCGAUGUGACGUACUCAGAAAUGGCUUUAUCUAUUCCCUUGGUCCAAGGGCAUAAUCCUGAGUGGGCAUUACCCAAAGCUCAUGUGAGUGAAUAUCCUGGUUUUGGUGUACAAAUAGCCAGUUCCAAAUUGUGGUCUGCGGCAAAGGCGAGUGAAGCCAUCUAUGAAAACACCAAUCAUGUUAGCGAGCUAAAUUUGAACUGUGGUUGCCCUAUCGACUUACUAUACAGACAAGGUCAAGGAUCCGCUUUGUUAGACCAGCCACCAAGACUACUCAGACUCGUGAAAGCAAUGAAUGCAUCAUCUGGUGACAUUCCAGUUACAAUCAAAAUCCGGACAGGUGUUAAGGAGAAUAAAAACACAGCCAAACAACUAGUGGAUAGGGUUUUGUCUGAAACUCAAGUUGCUGCAAUAACUCUUCACGGAAGGUCAAGACAACAAAGAUAUUCCAAAGAAGCUGAUUGGGCAUAUAUACUGGAAGUAGGUAAAGUUGUCAAAGAUUGGAACGCCAAGAGAGAAGAAGACAAAGAUGCUUCAGAUACGACACCAACUUGGUUUGUUGGUAACGGUGAUGUUUAUUCUCAUGAGGACUGGUAUAAUCACGUAAAUACAGAAGGUAUUGAUUCCGUGAUGGUGGCUAGAGGUGCAUUAAUCAAACCCUGGAUUUUCGAGGAAGUUGAAGCACAACAAUAUUUGGAUAAAUCAUCGUCUGAAAGAUUGGACAUGUUGGGAAAUUUUUCCAAAUUCGCUAUAGAGCAUUGGGGCUCCGACGAAUAUGGUGUGAACAUAGCAAGGAGAUUCAUGUGCGAGUUUAUCAGUUUCACUCAUAGGUAUAUUCCUGUUGGUAUCAUGGAAAGGUUACCGCCAAAAUUAAAUGAGAGACCACCAACGUGGGUUGGUAGGAACGAGAUGGAGACAUUCUUAGCUUCCACGGAUUACAAAGAUUGGAUCAAAAUAACCGAAAUGUUUUUGGGUAAAGCUAGUGAUGAUUUUCAAUUUGUUCCUAAACACAAGAGCAACGCGUACGAAACUAAAGACUAA
Molecule: messenger RNA, 1848 nt
Organism: Lodderomyces parapsilosis
Lineage: Eukaryota; Fungi; Ascomycota; Pichiomycetes; Serinales; Debaryomycetaceae
Product: tRNA dihydrouridine synthase
Exons: 1
Coding region: 1-1848 (615 amino acids)
Biological process (GO): tRNA processing
Molecular function (GO): tRNA dihydrouridine synthase activity; metal ion binding; RNA binding
Source: RefSeq, a predicted model, not a curated record